AAACAGUUUAAAAUCGUCGACCCUGACUUGUUUGUUAUUCACCUUCGUUGAAAUUUAUCGUCAAAUUUUGUUAAAUAGAUUCUAACAUUUUUGCAAAAUGGAUCCGUAUUUGAAAUCACUGAUACUCGAAAAUCCCGUAUUUCGCAGUUACUUAUUUUACUCUUCUAUUCUGGCUUUAAAAAUGAUGCUGAUGACGCUUUUAACAAUUAGGCAAAGACUCUUAAAUAAUGCUUUGGUUUCGGAAGAAGAUGCUGUGUUUUUGGGAGGCACUGUUUGUUGGACUAAUGCAAAAGUCGAACGAGUUCGAAGGGGGCAUAGAAAUGAUAUGGAAAGUAUUUAUUUGUUUUUAUUGGUCGCUUUUGCGUACAUUUGGACUGAUCCAGAGCCGGAAUGGGCUGAUUCUCUUUUUUUAACUUUUACAAUAGUUAGGAUUUUGCACACUGUUGUUUAUACUGUGAUAGUUGUGCCACAACCGGCGCGGGGAUUGGCGUGGUUAGUGGGUUAUCUUAUCACAGGAUAUAUGGCGAUUAAAAUAUACAUCGCCUUUAACCCCAAAAUUGUGCCACCCGGGUGCCGUGGACCCCUUAAAAAAUCAUUUCAAUUUUUAAUUUUGAAAAAAAUGGCCCAAGUUACCGAUUUCCAAUCACUUCUCGAAUCCCCUGCGUUUCGAGCUUAUUUAUUUUAUUCGGCUAUUUUGGUGGUUAAAAUGAUGAUUAUGUCCCCAAUGACCGGCAUGAUGAGAUUCAGAUAUAAGGCCUUUGCUAACCCUGAAGACGGCGCCAGCCUCAAAGUCAAGCCCCGCACGGACGAUAAUGUCGAGAGAGUCAGAAGGGCACAUUUAAAUGAUUUGGAAAACAUCAGUUUAUUUUUCGUUAUCGGUUUUAUUUAUGUUUUGACAAAUCCAGCAGUGGCAUGGGCAACUCUUCUUUUCCGGGUCUACACCGCUGCUAGAUUUAUGCACACCUUGGUUUAUGCAAUUUUUGUUGUGCCACAACCGGCGAGAGCCCUCGCUUGGGUCACUGGGUUUAUUAUUACGGGAUACAUGGCUCUGACAUCAAUAGUACAUUUCAUGUAAACAUAAGAUUAACAUCGAGCACCUACUUGUUGUAUUUACAAAUUUAAAUAAAGUUUUUUGAACCCAAAA
Tribolium madens (black flour beetle) is the source of this 1144-nucleotide messenger RNA. RefSeq lists its product as uncharacterized. Bases 98 to 1075 code for a protein of 325 amino acids. Gene Ontology annotation, cellular component: membrane. The record is from RefSeq and is a predicted model, not a curated record. NCBI's taxonomy places the organism in Eukaryota, Metazoa, Arthropoda, Insecta, Coleoptera, Tenebrionidae. The transcript is spliced from 7 exons.